UCAGUUUAUCAUCAGACAACGAUACGACACAUCGUUUGUCGUUCGCAUCUUACUGUUCACAAUUAUUCGUUCAUUAGAUAAUUGAAUUGCCAUGUUCGGUAAAAAAAAUGAAGAAACUGUCGGAUUAUUAAAAGUUUCAGCUAAUAAACUAGACAGGAAUACCAAAUAUGGAACUGUAGAAAAAAAUGAAAAGAAAAAACAUACUAUUCGUAGCUUGUUUCGAUAUGCUAGCAAAGCUGAUGUGGUACUUAUGUCCAUUGGCAUCUUAUGCUCGGUCAUUCAUGGAUCGAGCUUUCCUAUCCUGGCAUUGGUAUUUGGUCAAAUGACCAAUGUAUUUAUCAAACAAGCAUCGGAUUCACCUUUAAAUGUUGAAAGUUCUACACUUGGAGCAUUCUUUAUGUCUGAAAUGGAAAGAAUGAGUACUGUUAAAACUAUUACAGAAAUUAAUUCGAGACAAACAACAGACAUUCCAAGUCAAUCUAGUUAUGACAUGUUAAGCCCUGAAGAAUUUUAUAACUAUAUGACUAAGUAUUCUUUAUAUUACUUAUAUAUAGGAUGCAUAGUAUUACUUGCUGCAUUCAUACAAACUUAUUGUUGGGAGAUUGCUUGUGAAAGACAAGUUCAUCGAUUGCAUAAGGAAUUUUAUAGCCAAAUCCUUAGACAAGAAAUUAGUUGGUAUGACUUAAGUGAUGAUGGAGAUUUAACAACAAAGUUAUCAGACGAUCUGGAAAAAUUUCGUGAAGGUAUUAGCAGUAAAUUCAGUAUGAUUACACAAUACAUAAGCACUCUUUUCACUGGUAUACUAAUUGGAAUUUAUGUCAAUUGGAGAUUAACUUCAGUCAUACUUUGUAUCACACCAUUUUUAGUUGCCAUUUCUGGAGCACUAGCUAUAGUUUCAGCAAGUACAGCCGUUAGAGAGCAAAUCAAAUAUGGCUUUGCUGGAAGUAUAGCUAAAGAGGUCUUAUUAAAUAUCCGGACAGUAGCAGCAUUUGGAGGAGAACUUAGAGAAUCUAAAAGAUAUAAGAUAGCUAUAGAAGAAGGUCGAAAAUUAGUUAUGAAAAAAUACUAUGUGUUCUCAAUAUUGUUGGGUUCUAUAUUUGUGAUCAUAUAUUCAGCAUAUGGAAUAGGAUUCUGGUAUGGAUCUAAUUUAAUUGUUAAUAAAAUUUCAUCGCCUGGGAGCAUUUUCACGGUAUUUUUUAGUGUAAUGGCUGGAGCUUUUUCUGUGGGAAAUGCUUUACCAUUUAUAAAUUUAGUAAGCAUAGCUAUUGGAGCAGCAUCAAAUAUAUUUGAUAUAAUUGAUAAUAAACCCAAAAUUGAUCCUUAUUCAUCACAAGGAAAAAAAAUUAAUAAAAUUCAAGGAAAAAUUGAAUUUAAAAAUGUUUACUUUACCUAUCCAACAAAAUGUUCUACAUCAAUUUUGAAUAACUUAUCAUUAACAAUUGAAUCUGGGCAAACUGUAGCAUUGGUCGGUUCUAAUGGAAGUGGUAAAAGUACAAUUGGAAGUUUAUUAUUACGUUUCUAUGAUCCUACAGAAGGUCAAGUAUUGUUGGAUAAUUUUGAUUUAAAAUAUUUAAAUGUACAUUGGCUUCGUCAAAACAUUGGAGUUAUAACUCAAGCACCAGUAUUAUUUAGUGUUUCCAUUGCUGAAAACAUCAGAUAUGGUCAAUCAGAUUGUACUCGACAAGAUAUUAUAGCUGCUGCAAUGACAGCUAAUGCCCAUAGUUUUAUCAUAAAAUUACCUAAGGGUUAUGAUACAUUAAUUGGGGACAAAGGUUUUCAACUUUCCGGUGAUCAAAAACAGAGAAUUAAUAUUGCAAGAGCUUUAGUCAAAGAUCCAAAAAUAUUAUUAUUGGACGAAGCUACUUUAGGGCUAGAUGCACAAAGUGAAGAAAUUGUACAAGAAGCCUUGGAUAAAGCUCAACAAGAUAGAAGUACUAUUAUUCUUACUCAUAGACUGUCCACAUUACGAAAUAUUGAUAUUAUUUUUGUUUUACAAGAUGGACAUAUAGUAGAGUCUGGGACACAUGACAUUUUGAUGUCAAGGAAUGGCCUAUAUACAAAUUUAUUUAACACCCAAGUGAAACAAGAAAAUAAUAAAAGUAAUGGAGAGGAUUCUUUAGAAUCUGAUGGAGAUAUAAUAGAUGAGUCUACAUCAGAUAAUAAAAGUAUGAAUGUAGAAUAUGUUACACCAUCAACAAGUCAACCUGAGAACAAACAAAUUAGUUUAAAAAAUCCAGAACUUAAAUCUCAUUCCAAAGUUGAUGAUGCUGUAGCCAAUGAAAAUAUUGAAAAUCAAGCUAUAAUUGAUAGUGAUAAUACUGAAAUCAUAACAACAAGAAAGACAUCAGUUUUAGAAAAAUUUAUUGAACCUGAAAAUGUAGUCACAGAUAAUUUUUUUACUGAAAAUAGUGAUGGCUUUAUUGUAAAUGUUACUAGAAAAAUAUCUUCACGUAAAGUAAAACGUAUCAUCUAUUUAGAACAAGGAAGUACAGAUAGUGAAUUAGAAUCAAGUGAUAAUCGUCCAAAUAAUUACAAAGGAAGUACCUCAAUAAGAUCAAUGAGUCAAUUUGAUGAUUAUUCUCAAUGGGAAACAUCAGAUAUAGAAUUUAAUCAAAAUACAGAAUUUUCUUUGACUUCUAAAAAUGGUUAUCAAUACAUUAACAAACAAAAUAUUUUGCCUGAAAUUGAAAAUGUUUGUACGGUGGAUAUACUUAGAUUCAAUUAUCCAGAAUGGCCAUGGUUAGUGAUGGGUUUUAUAGGUUGUGUUUUAACCGGUGCCAUAAUGCCAGUGUUUUCUGUUUUUUAUGGCCAAGUGUUUGCUACAUUCACACUUAAAGGCAAUGAUCUAUUACAAGAAGCAGCUUUUUGGUCUAAAAUGUUUAUUAUAUUAGCUUUACUAUCUGGAUUAGCAUGGUGGAUGCAGACCUUUGGAUUUACCCACGCUUGUGAAAAGCUUAUUAUGCGUAUGAGAAUAUAUGCGUUUGAAAAUGUAUUACGUCAACCUGUAUUCUGGUUUGAUUUUAAAAGUUCAUCACCUAGUGUUAUUAUCAACAGACUAGAUAGAGAAGCUCCACUCGUGAAAUCUGCUGGUAGUUUAAGAGUGGCUCAAAUAAUAUCAGCAUUUGUAACACUGUCAUCUGCAAUUAUUAUCUCUUUCGUGUUUGGCUGGAAAUUUGCUAUAGUAUUAGUCAUUGGUGUACCAAUAAUUGCUGGUGCUGCUUAUAAACAAUUAAUGAUGGUUCAAAAAAGUCAAAAACGAGAUUUUGAAUUUAUGGCUAAAGCUAACGAGAUUUCAUCUGAAACUAUUUCAAGUAUAAAAACAGUUCAAAGUUUAGCACAAGAGUUAAUGUUUGUUUCACUGUAUGAAAGUAGUUUGAUAGAUCCAUUUAAAACUGCUAAAAAACAAGCAUUUUCAUUUGCAAUUAUGUAUGCUGUUUCUCAAGCCGUUAUAUAUGGAAUGUAUUCAGUUUCAUUUAGAUAUGGAGCAUAUCUUGUAGAAAUUGGAGAUAUGUCAGCUACAGAUAUUUAUAGGGUGUUUUUUGCAUUAGCAUUUUGUGCUGCUUCUGUUGGUCAAACGUCAGCUUAUCUGCAAGGGAGUUCUAGAGCUAAGAAUGCAGCAUCACUCAUUUUUCAACUAAUUUGGAGACAAUCAGAAAUUGACCCUCUAUCAACUUCAGGAUCCAAACCAACAAUUAAAGGCAAAGUCCAAUUUAAAGAUGUCAUAUUUCAGUAUCCUUCCGAACCCAAUGUACAUGUAUUGCAAGGUAUUAACUUUAUAGUUGAACCUGGUAAGACAUUGGCAAUAGUUGGUGAAUCUGGAUGUGGUAAAAGCACUAUAGUAUCUUUACUUGAACGGUUCUAUGAUCCAUCAAAAGGAAUGAUUGAAGUUGAUAAUCAUGAUAUACGAACAAUGAAUUUAUGCCAUUUAAGGCAAAAUAUUGGAAUUGUUACUCAAAAGCCUAUGUUAUUUAACAGUUCAAUAAGAGAUAAUAUAGCAUAUGGUGUAGUCAACAGAGACGUCUCCAUAAAUGAAAUAAUUGAUGUGGCAAAAAAAGCAAAUAUUCAUAAUUUUAUAAAAACUUUAGCUGAAGGUUAUAAAACACUGAUUGAGGAUAAUGGAAGUCAAUUGUCUGAUGGACAAAAACAACAAAUAGCAAUUGCACGUGCAUUAAUUAGGAAUCCUAAAAUACUUUUAAUAGAUGAAGUUACAACAGCAUUGGAUACUGAAAAUGAAAUUAUGCAAGACAUAUUAGAGGCAGUUCGUAAAGAUCGCACUUGCAUUAUUAUUACUCAUUGUCUUUCUACAAUUCAAUUAGCUGAUUCUAUUGCUGUAGUUCACAAUGGUAAAAUUGUUGAGCAAGGUAAUCACGAAGAACUAAAAGCUAAAAAGAAAUAUUAUUACAAGUUAAUUACACGCCAAAAAGAAUCAUCUGAUCAAUCUCAGUUCUAAAAACAUCAUAUGUAAAUUAAUGAAUAUGAUCUAAAAAUUAUGUAUAUAUAAUUUAUUUUUAACUACUGUUAAUUUUUAUGAAGUUGUUAUUAAAUAUGAUGAUUUAUGAACAGCACAAGCAGAUGCGGAUCCAAAAAAAUUUUAACAGGGGUACUCAAAAAAAAAUAAAUAUUGUUACACCUUUCUAUUUUCUAUUUGAUUAAUUAAUGUUAACUUUUUUCAAAUAUCGCAAUAAGUGACAACAACAGUGGAAAACACCAUUAAUAUUAUUAUUAUUUUUAUUUUAAAAAAUAACACAAAUUAUGUUGUUUAUAAUAAAAAUGUAUUUUGUUGAUGACUUAGACGGCAGGGAGUGUGAAGCACACAUCCCCUUGAAUUUGUGCCUGAAUUCAAGCAUCAUUUAAGAAAUUAUGUCUUCUUAAAUGAUUUAAAAUAAAAUAUUUUC
Melanaphis sacchari is the source of this 4895-nucleotide messenger RNA. RefSeq names its product multidrug resistance protein 1A-like. Gene Ontology annotation, cellular component: membrane. NCBI's taxonomy places the organism in Eukaryota, Metazoa, Arthropoda, Insecta, Hemiptera, Aphididae. The record is from RefSeq and is a predicted model, not a curated record. Gene Ontology annotation, molecular function: ATP hydrolysis activity; ATP binding; ABC-type transporter activity. Gene Ontology annotation, biological process: transmembrane transport. The transcript is spliced from 29 exons. Bases 92 to 4450 code for a protein of 1452 amino acids.